Messenger RNA from Salpingoeca rosetta, 3579 nucleotides. Its product is annotated as NEK/NEK1 protein kinase. Gene Ontology annotation, biological process: protein phosphorylation. The coding region runs from base 1 to 3579 and encodes 1192 amino acids. Gene Ontology annotation, molecular function: protein kinase activity; ATP binding. NCBI's taxonomy places the organism in Eukaryota, Choanoflagellata, Craspedida, Salpingoecidae. The record is from RefSeq and is a predicted model, not a curated record. The transcript has 16 exons.
AUGAAGCUCGACACGUAUCGUGUGGUGAAGACCCUUGGCCAGGGAUCGUACGGCAAGGCGCUCCUGGCAAGGGAUCGCUCCACAAACAAGCAAUAUGUCAUCAAGGAGAUCAACCUUUCCAAGAUGUCAUACAAGGAGAAGAAAGAGUCCCGACAGGAGGUGAAGGUGUUGGCGGAGAUGAAGCACCCAAACAUCGUCUCGUACAAGGAAUCCUUCGAAGAGCGAAACAAGCUGUACAUCGUCAUGGACUACUGCGCCGGAGGCGAUCUGUAUGGCAAGAUCAACAGCCAAAAGGGCGUUCACUUCCCAGAGGAGCAAAUCCUCGACUGGUUUGUACAGCUGUGCCUUGCGCUGAAGCACGUGCACGACCGCAAGAUUCUGCACCGCGACCUCAAGUCGCAGAACAUCUUCCUCACGCGCGACAACAUUAUCAAACUGGGCGACUUUGGCAUUGCCCGCGUGCUGAAGAACACGCAGGAGCUUGCGCGCACGGCCAUUGGCACACCGUAUUACCUCUCGCCGGAGAUUUGCGAGAACAAGCCGUACAACAACAAGAGCGACAUCUGGUCGCUUGGCUGCAUUUUGUAUGAGAUGACGACGCUGAAGCACGCGUUUGAGGCCGGCAACAUGCGUGGGCUGGUGUUGAAGAUUAUCCGCGGCAGCUACCCGCCCCCGCCCAGCUACUACAGCAAGAACCUCAGGGACCUCAUCAACAAGUGCUUUGCGCGGCGCCCCAAGGACCGCCCCUCUGUCAACGCCAUCCUGCGUAUGCCCUUCAUCAAGAAGCGCAUUGCCAAGUUCCUUGGCGAGACCAUCUAUGCGGACGAGUUCUCCCACACGGUCCUCCACGCCAACAGCCGGCCCUCCCUCGCGCAGCCCCAGCAGCGCCGCGUUCCCCGACAGACACCACCACCACCAUCAUCGUCAUCAACAACAUCAUCCUCAUCAUCAGCAGCAGCAGCGCGUCGACCACCGCCAUCAUCAUCGUCAUCAGCAGCGGCGCGUGAUCGUAACCCGCGUGCACGGCCCGCCCCUCGCUCCCGCGCCGCCCUCAAGGCCAGCGCCAAGUCGAAAUUCUCCAAGUUUUCAUCGCCGGCUGCCAAAUACGGUGUGCCACUGCAGCGUAAGCCGCGACCUCGCCCCACAAGCGCCGCGCAGGCGCCCGCACGCAGCCGUGUUCCCGCUGUGCAGGGUGUCGGCAUCAAGGGUUCGCGUGCACCCGUGUCGAACCGGCGGAAGGAGAAAGCGGAUGAGGAGGACGACCGCGUGCGCGCAUUCAAAGCGCUGCAGAAGAAGCAGGAGGAGGACUACGAGCGGAAUGUUCAGGAGCGCCACCAGCGCAUGCUGGAGAAGAGGGCCGCACGCGCAGCAGGGCCGCAAGACGCGUACCAGCGGCGCGUUGUGCACGACUUUAAGGAGCGCAACCGCCAGGCGAUGAUCAACCGCGCCCGCGCCCAGGGCCUGCCCCUCGACCCAAGCUGGUUCGACGCAGACAAGAAACCCCCUCAACCUCAAGAACAGCAACAGCAGCAGCAACAACCACAACAGCAGCAGCAGCAACCUGCCCAGCCCAAGUCGCAACCCGGGCUGCGGACGUUGGUUGCUGCUGUUGAGCGCCGCGACGCUGCCCCAGCAGCGCCCGUCCCCGCACAGCAACAGCAACAGCGAGAGGUGGUGGUGGCAGCUGGCCGGGCACAGCAGGCACCGCCACGGCUGCCACCACAGGCGUGGGUGAUUGGUGGUGACGACGACGGCAACGCGAAGAAGAAGCAGAAGAGCAGGCAACCGUCGCAGCGGGAAGACAAGAAGGAGAAGCAGGAGGCAGAGGAGGGGGACGCACGCACUGCUGGGCCGGGUGUUGACUCGACGACCAUGAAGGUUGCGGCGCCACCACCAGACACGACGGCGCCCCCGAAUAUCGUCCAGGCGUGGCUGGAUCAGUUGACUGAGGAGGAACUUGAGGCCUCCCUCGUCGCCAAACGCCAGCAAAAUGAGCGCCGGCGCAAGUGGGGCGCAAAGGGACCAGAGCACAUCCCUGUCCUCGGCACCGUCAAGCCCGUGCAGUCUGGUACCGUCGUUGUGGCGUCGUCACAGCAGCAACAAGAGGAGGGAGGAGGGGAGGAGGGCGAGCAGUUGACGGCGGAUCAGCGCAAGCACUGGUCGCGCGGGCAGCCCAACCCAAUCAAGCUCGUCCCUGUUGGCACGGGCGCCAUCACGUUGGAUGGCACCACGGUCAUCGCCGGCGCAGCCCAGCAGCAGCAGAUGCAGAUGCAGAUGCAGCAGGGUGGUGAUGGUGGUGGCGCGGGUACGGCAACCACCGUUGUUGGGAGUGUCGUUGCGACGGCGACAACGAAGAUUGAGACGGAAGAUAGUGAAUCUGUAGGAGCAGCUGCACAGAACGCGGCAGUGAAGGCAGCAGCAGCAGCGGCGGUGGCAACAGAGAAUGAAGAGCAGCAAGCAGAAGAGGACGAGGAGGCCAGCGAUGAGGACAGCCAUGAUGACUCGGACUAUGAGGAGAUGCUCGCUUCGCUGAAGAAGAUUUUGGUGGCGCCAGAACGGAAAGCAAAGCCGGCAGCCGGCGGCGAUGGUGAUGGUGAUGGCGAUGGUGAUGGUGAUGGUGAUGGUGAUGAUGAAGGGGACGGGUACGAGAGCGAUGACAGUUUCUUCGAAGAGGAAACGUCCAACGGUGACGAUGACGAUGAAGACGAAGAACAGGAGAAAACAUUCAAGCCCCCCAAGACAGAAGGCGAAGUGGACAGCGGCAGUGGCGGUGCUGGUGACGACGACGACGACGACGACGACGACGACAUGGAUGCCAUGCUCGCUUCCAUGCAGCAGAUGCUGUCAACCUCAUCCAAACAGGACGAGCAACCCGGCACUACGGGCAGCGAUGAUGGCGAUGGCAGUGGUAUCAAGGCGGGCGUGAGCACCACGAAAGCAGCGGGCACCCGUGCAUCGUCGACGUCGACGGCUGCGAGGAAGGCGGAGGAGAGCGGGAAGAGUUUGUUCCAGCGGCUUGAGGAGACGCGCGUUUCGCUCGAGCAGAACUUGGGGGAGGACCUCUUCCUUGAAGGAUACUCGCUCAUCCAGAGCAUCCAGGAAACAGAGGACGAAGACGAGGAGCAGGACCUGCGCCAAUCACUGGAGGAAAUGCUUGGCGAAGAAAACUUGCAGCCUAAGACAAGGAAAAGAGGUAUCCACGUGGAACAGCUGCUGCACGCAGAAGAUGAUGAAGAAGACGAAGAAGGCGACAAUGAUGAUGAUGACGGCGAGGAGGAGGAGUACGAUGAUGAUGAGGAGGAGGAGGAGGAGGAUGCGACUGCGUUUGUGAUUGAGAAGAUUCGACUUGAAGAGAGCCUGAAGGCGCCACUCCCGCCAACAGACGACAACGCAGCAGCUGGUGACAAGGAAGACGACAAGCAGGAGCAGAAGGGCGAGGAGGAAGCACAGGAUGGUGGCAUGGUGCCCGGGAGUGAGCAGGGCAGUGAUGCUGUCAAGGAGAAGCAAGAGGAAGAAGAGGCAGAUGAGGUGGAGGAAGAUAUCUCUCGCCCAGCGCCAAAGUGGCACUCUGCUGCUUGA